AUGUCUUAUGAUCGGUAUUUAGCAAUAUGCAAACCACUGCACUAUGCAGUCCUUAUGAAUGGCAGCUUAUGCCUCCAGCUGGCAUCUGGGUCUUGGAUAAGUGGGCUUCUGGCUGGCACCACACCAAUGUCCUUCAUGUCACAGUUAUCUUUCUGUGGCCCCAAUAAAAUUGAACAUUUCUUCUGUGAAUCUACAAAAAUAAUAACUCUCUGCUGCAGUGACACCUACCAGCUAGAGCUUGUAACCACCAUCCUGGCUGCUUUGUUCACCCUGCCCCCAUUUGCAUUAACCCUGGCAUCCUAUGUUUGUAUCAUCUCCACCAUCCUGAGAAUCCCUUCCACCACUGGAAGGCAAAAGGCCUUUUCCACCUGCUCCUCUCACCUUAUCGUGGUGACAAUUUUCUAUGUGACCCUAAUCAUUGUGUAUCUGCUACCAAAAACCAACACACUGAGAGACCUCAACAAAGUGUUCUCUGUUUGCUACACAAUUCUGACUCCUAUGGUCAAUCCUUUCAUAUACAGCCUGAGAAACAGAGAGGUCAAGGAAGCCCUGAGAAAAAUUGUCAGUCACUAUUUUCACUACUGUGCGAACAACAUGAUCAAUGUCCAGGAAAUUUUUGCAGAGGGCCUCCUGAUGUAUGAAAAUACAGACAUUGAGAUAUGA
Messenger RNA from Mauremys mutica (yellowpond turtle), 663 nucleotides. RefSeq names its product olfactory receptor 10A7-like. Gene Ontology annotation, biological process: G protein-coupled receptor signaling pathway. NCBI's taxonomy places the organism in Eukaryota, Metazoa, Chordata, Testudines, Geoemydidae. The transcript is spliced from 2 exons. The record is from RefSeq and is a predicted model, not a curated record. Bases 1 to 663 code for a protein of 220 amino acids. Gene Ontology annotation, cellular component: membrane. Gene Ontology annotation, molecular function: olfactory receptor activity.